UAAUGCAGUCAGCAGAAGAGGGACACGUCACCCCGGAGGAUCUACAACAUGAAGGAUUCCAGAUAAAAAUAAUAAAAAAGGAAGAAGAUGAAGAUGAGGACGAUGAUUUCUUCUGUGAAGGAUCUUUAAUCCCUGUGGAACAAGUCAUCUCUGAGGAACAUCUCACCCAAGUGGACCAACAGUUUGGAGGUUUCCAGAUGAAGCCUGUGAAGAAGGAAGAACCUGAAGAUACAGAACUGAACAAGGAUUUCUCCUGCUCCUCGUGUCCACGUUCCUCUACAACCCAAAAUCACCUCCACAAUCACAUCAAGAGCUGCAACCAUGAUAAAUAUGAGACUCUGGUGAAGAUUAAGACUGAAGAUGAGGAUCUGACGCCCACCAGAAGCUCCAGUAAUCAGCAAACGUCCUCUGGUCCUGUCAGCAUUAACACCUCUCUCAGUCCCACACAGGAAGAAGAAAACGUCUGCUCACAGUGUGGGAAGAGCUUCAGGUACCAGAGUGAACUCAAACGACACCAGCGCAUUCACACUGGAGAGAAACCAUAUCAGUGCUCACAGUGUGGGAAGAGCUUUAAUAGACCGAGUCAUCUUAAAGAUCACCAGCGCAUUCACACUGGAGAGAAACCAUAUCAGUGCUCACAGUGUGGGAAGAGCUUUAAUAGACAAAGUGAUUUCAAAAUACACCAGCACAUUCACACUGGAGAGAAACUAUAUCAGUGCUCACAGUGUGGGAAGAGCUUUAAUAGACAAAGUGAUCUCAAAAUACACCAGCGCAUUCACACUGGAGAGAAACCAUAUCAAUGCUCACAGUGUGGUAAGAGCUUUCAUAUAAAGAGUGUUCUCAAAGAUCACCAGCGCAUUCACACUGGAGAGAAACCAUAUCAGUGCUUACAGUGUGGGAAGAGUUUUAAUCAACAGGGUAAUCUCAACAUGCACCAGCGCAUUCACACUGGAGAGAAACCGUAUCAGUGCUCACAGUGUGGGAAGAGUUUUAAUACACAGAGUGAUCUCAACAAACACCAGCGCAUUCACACUGGAGAGAAACCGUAUCAGUGCUCACAAUGUGGGAAGAGUUUUGCUCAUCUAAAUACAUUUAAGAAACACAAGUGUGACACAUUCAAUUGUACCGAAUAAAUGAAGGGUUUGAUUUUUAAUCCCACAUUCCCAAAGUAAUCACCAAGUGUUCCUGUUAAUGUAGCAACAGCUGUAAUGUUUAGCAUGUGCACCUGUUUCUUUUUAUUGUAAUAAAUGAACCCACAGUCUCUGCAGUCGGGUGGUACAGUGGCUUAGCAGGGUUUCCUCACACCUUCCAAAAACAUACCAGUAUGUGGA
Molecule: messenger RNA, 1331 nt
Organism: Trichomycterus rosablanca
Lineage: Eukaryota; Metazoa; Chordata; Actinopteri; Siluriformes; Trichomycteridae
Product: zinc finger protein 239-like
Exons: 3
Coding region: 3-1133 (376 amino acids)
Biological process (GO): regulation of DNA-templated transcription
Molecular function (GO): RNA polymerase II cis-regulatory region sequence-specific DNA binding; DNA-binding transcription factor activity, RNA polymerase II-specific
Source: RefSeq, a predicted model, not a curated record